This is a messenger RNA of Gigantopelta aegis, 342 nucleotides long. RefSeq names its product elastin-like. Lineage: Eukaryota; Metazoa; Mollusca; Gastropoda; Neomphalida; Peltospiridae. Bases 1 to 342 code for a protein of 113 amino acids. The transcript is spliced from 4 exons. The record is from RefSeq and is a predicted model, not a curated record.
AUGUCUCAAAACUGUGAUAGUUACCACUCUCAGAACUGUCUUGGUCUGGGUCUGGGUCUGGCUCCAGGUCUUGGUCUGGGUCUGGCUCCAGGUCUGGGUCUGGGUCUGGGUCUGGGUCUGGGUCUGGCUCCAGGUCUGGGUCUGGCUCCAGGUCUGGGUCUGGCUCCAGGUCUGGGUCCGGGUCUGGGUCUGGGUCUGGCUCCGGGUCUGGGUCUGGCUCCGGGUCUGGGUCCGGCUCCGGGUCUGGGUCCGGGUCCGGGUCUGGGUCGGGCUCCGGGUCUGGGUCUGGCUCCUGGUCUGGGUCUGGGUCUGGGUCUCUGGCUCCCGGUCUGGUUUACAUAA